GAGCUCUUCAAGCUCAGAGAGAUAAGGAGAGAGAGAGCGCGGAAAAAUGGAGAACUGGAAGAAUGUUCUGCACAUUUUCGUUACGGUGUUCCUCUCGAAUUUCGCCUCGUUGCUUGUGAAUCCGACGAUUGCGGAUGUGACGAUGGAAGCCGUCUGCCCUGGGAAAGACGAAUGCUCGCUCGCUAUUUACCUAACCGGCUUCCAGCAGGCGGUUGGAGGAUUGGGAUCUGUAUUUAUGAUGCCACUAAUCGGUAAUCUUUCUGAUACCUAUGGUCGAAAAGUUCUGCUCAAUAUUCCUUUGAUCCUCGCCAUCAUUCCCACAGCAACAUUGGCUGUGAGCAGGACGACAGAAUUCUUCUACGUAUACUAUGUUCUUAAAAUUUUUACGGCCAUGGUUACUGAAGGCGGCGUCAUUUGCCUCUCCUCCGGUUACUUGGCGGACAAUGUAUCAGAGGCGAACCGAGUUUCUGUAUUUGGAAUCAUGGCCGGAGUUGUGUCUGCUGCAAAUGUUUGCGGCACAUUAGUUGCACGUUUACUGCCUACCGGAAGAAUAUUUCAGGUCGCUGCAGCUGCGGCUGUUGCUGCCGCAGUUUACAUGAGGAUCUUCCUCCAGGAAAAGCCUCAAGAGGCUGAUCCUUUGGAGCAUCCAAUUUUGAAAUCAGCUACAGAGAACAAUCAAGUCGAGAAGGAGGCGCUGACGAAUGCAGAUGUUAUUAAGAAAAUUUCAUUGCCUAAGGCAAUAAUUCGGCUGCUCAGGAGCAGCUUUACUGUAUCGCUAGCUUCCAUUGUUGUCUUCUUCUGCAGCCUCGCCGAUGCAGGAGUUCAAGCCUUCUUAAUGUACUACUUGAAGGCGCGAUUCCACUUCCAGAAAGAUCAAUUUGCAGACAUACUCCUCAUAACCUACAUUGCCGCAACUGUAUCAAAUAUGGUGGUAAUGCCUGCCCUCAGCAAGUUCAUGGCAGAGGAGACAAUGCUUUGCAUCGGACUUUUCGCAGGAUUCCUCAAUAUGCUAUUUGACAGCAUAGCGUGGGCGCCAUGGGUACCGUAUGCUUCAGCUUUGUUGGGGCUCAUAUGUUUCAUGGCGGGUCCUAGCAUAAGAUGCAUUAUAUCGAAAAAAGUAGGGCCUUACGAACAGGGGAUUGCGCAAGGGUGUCUGAUGGGGAUUGCUGCAUUGGCUAAUGUGGUGUCUCCAUUAAUUUAUAGUCCUCUCUCAGCUUUAUUUUUGUCGGAUGGGGCUCCGUUCUACUUCCCCGGAUUCAGUAUGUUGUGCGUGGGGCUUGCCUGGUUAAUAGCGUUCUUGCUGAGCACAUUGAUAAAGAUUGGUCCAAUUUUGUGGAAAGACAGAUCCAGCGAGCCCUGCUUGUUGGCCUAAACAUAGACCAACAACUCCAAAGAGCAGAGCAGAGAAGCCAGUCAAUAUUAUUAAUUAAUUAAUUAAUUAAUUAAUUAAAAAUGUACAUUAGGGGCUGAGUGAGGGAGGCAAAGUAAGUCCGUCCGUCCGUCCGUCCGUCCUACAGUUUUGGAAGCUUUUUUAUAUUUGAAGCCGGGCAUAAGAUCUGCUUUUGGAAUGCAGGCUGCUGCACAAGUUCGCUCGACUCAAUUAUGCAUAAAAACUGUAAAUACACUACACUACUUCAUAAAUGCAUGCAUGCAUGCAUACAUAUAUAAACAAAUUGUAUUUAUAUAAAUAUAUAUCCUUUCAUCUUGA
Molecule: messenger RNA, 1708 nt
Organism: Andrographis paniculata
Lineage: Eukaryota; Viridiplantae; Streptophyta; Magnoliopsida; Lamiales; Acanthaceae
Exons: 12
Coding region: 47-1372 (441 amino acids)
Biological process (GO): transmembrane transport
Molecular function (GO): transmembrane transporter activity
Source: RefSeq, a predicted model, not a curated record